GCGGAGCAGGAAAGGGAGAACUCGGCGGAGGAGGAGACGGCGGCGAGGUGGGUUUGACAGCUGAAAAUUUGAAACUGUUAAAGGUGUCGAAGCGAGAUGUUAGAGACUUCACCUGGAUGAAUUGAGCAUUUGGAACUACUUCAUUUGUACAAGUGAAGAAUUAUACAUCAGAAAGAUGCAGCAACUUUUAGUUGUAUGGAAGACUCCAUGCCAGUCUCUCUUCCUGGCAUCUGUAACAGCUCGAGACCUUUGGGAAAAACUGCAUAUACCAACUUUUGCCUAUCAGGGAAAUUAGCAAAAAUUAUUUCUUUUUUGCAUUAUUUUAAUUUCUUCUUAUCUGGCUUUAACAUUUUGAAGAACAAAACACACACAGAACACAUUUAAAAUGACAAUGUCAUCAUCAUCAUCAUCAUCAUCUCUCAUUAAAUUUGAAAAUCUUCAAGAAUUAAAGCGAUUGUGCCAUUGGGGCCCCAUUAUAGCCCUCACUGUGAUAGCUAUAUGUUCAGCAAUGGCAAUUCUAGACUCUGUUCUUUGGUACUGGCCUUUAGAUACCACUGGUGGAAGUAUUAAUUUUAUCAUGUUGAUAAAUUGGACAGUUCUGAUUUUAUACAACUACUUCAAUGCAAUGUUUGUGGGCCCAGGCUUCAUUCCUCUGGAGUGGAAACCGGACAACAUUCAAGAUACUAUGUAUUUGCAGUUUUGCAGAGUGUGCCAAGGAUAUAAAGCUCCAAGAUCACAUCACUGUCGGAAGUGCAACAGGUGUGUGAUGAAAAUGGAUCAUCACUGUCCAUGGAUUAAUAACUGUUGUGGACACCAGAAUCAUGCCUAUUUUACAUACUUCCUUUUACUGGCUCCACUUGGUUGCAUCCAUGCUUCCAUUGUAUUUAUUAUGACUAUGUAUUCACAGCUCUAUGACAAGGUAUCUUUUGGUUGGAGUUCUGUGAAGAUUGAUAUGAGUGCUUUGAAGAAAGAUCAACGACCAAUUAUUCCUUUUGGACUUUCUGCUUUUGCUGCAACACUAUUUGCCUUAGGUUUGGCAUUGGGCACUACUAUAGCAGUUGGAAUGCUGUUUUUCAUUCAGAUGAAAGUGAUUUUAAGGAAUAAAACUUCAAUAGAAGCUUGGAUAGAGGAAAAGGCCAAAGACAGAAUACAAUAUUACCAAACUGGUGAAGAAUUUAUUUUCCCAUAUGACAUGAAUAGUAAAUGGGAGAAUUUUAAGCAGGUAUUCAGCUGGUCUGGAACUCCUGAGGGCGAUGGAAUUCACUGGCCUGUACGUGAUAAGUGUCAUCAGCAUACCUUAACGAUAGAACAGCUGAAGCAGAAAGCAGACAAGAGAGUCAGAAGUAUCCAGUACAGAGUAAUAGAAGACUACAAUGGUGCCUACUGUCCAUUAAAUAAAGGCUUGAAAACAUUCUUUACAACACCUUGCACUGAAGAACCUAGAAUCAAAUUACGCAAAGGAGAGACAAUAUUUGCUACAAGGGGUCUAAAGAGAUGGAUGUAUGGUGAUAAAGUGUUAGAUGAAGAGCAAAUUAAAGCUGGGGUUCGUAUUAGAGGAUGGUUCCCAAGAAGAUGCGUUGAAAAAUGCCUUUAUGACAAAGCCAGUGAUUUGCUAGCAAAUGAAGAAAAAAAGGACAGAUAGAAAAGCAGUCUCAAAUUUGUUGUUUUUGUUUUGUUUUUUUAAACAUCAGGGCACAUUUUGCAAGGAAACAUACAAGUGUUCUUUUAAAUAGAAUAAUUCCAUAUUUAAGUUUCUUUCCUCUUUGAUUUUUUUUAAAUUAUGCAAUUUCCUGCUUUUUGUAAAGCAGUGACUUAUCAUGCAGUUAAAGUCAAAGGGCACCCUGUGACUUUUACAUUUUCUCCUUCUGCUGUAGAAUUCUAUAGGGAGUUUGAAUAUUCCUUUUCAGAUGUGCAGGAUUUCACAAAUAAUUUUGUAACUAUGAUUCAGUCUGUAACCACCGUACACUGGCCUAUGUUAGUAAAGAAUUGCACCUUGUAAAAAGUAAUGUGUAAUAUUGUGUUUGCAAAGAAAAGGGUUGGGUGGGGUGAAAAUUCCUAAACCUUUUUGGACCAAUAAUUAUUGAAUGAUACCAUAAUAAAACAAUUUUGACUUUAUAGUGUUCCUUAAUUUGGGGUUAAAACUACUGUAAAAGUCACAGUGUUCUUUCUUAACUUUAAGUGUACCCUUUGUACUAUGUGAAUGCAUUCUUACAUUUUGUAGCUCUUUAUCUUAAGCCUUAUGAAUCAAAAAUAAAUUAUAUGGCACGUGA
This is a messenger RNA of Polypterus senegalus (gray bichir), 2270 nucleotides long. RefSeq names its product zinc finger DHHC-type palmitoyltransferase 6 (gene zdhhc6). Gene Ontology annotation, biological process: protein palmitoylation. Gene Ontology annotation, molecular function: palmitoyltransferase activity. The record is from RefSeq and is a predicted model, not a curated record. The transcript is spliced from 11 exons. Lineage: Eukaryota; Metazoa; Chordata; Cladistia; Polypteriformes; Polypteridae. Gene Ontology annotation, cellular component: Golgi apparatus. Bases 386 to 1642 code for a protein of 418 amino acids.